Schistosoma turkestanicum is the source of this 3120-nucleotide messenger RNA. NCBI's taxonomy places the organism in Eukaryota, Metazoa, Platyhelminthes, Trematoda, Strigeidida, Schistosomatidae. The record is from the annotation of a GenBank genome assembly.
AUGCACAGUCAGGGAAAGCUUGUUGACAAUGUUAUUGCACCGCUAACUCAAAGGCUUUUCGAUUCAUCAUCAGCAGUUCGGCGAGCUGUUGUUGAGCUGGUAGGCUCAUGGUUGUUAGAUCUACCUGAUCGGUAUUCAUAUCAAACAAAGUUACUGCCUCUACUUCUGUCUGGUUUCAUCGAUGAAUCGGAUGAAAUUCGUCUAGUCGCUUCGAAGUUGUGGCACAACAUAGGACUUAAGUUUGAGAAAGAAAAUGAAGACCAGCUGAAAGACAAACUAGAUUUUGACCCUGGUCCCCCUUUUUACUAUCCGUAUGGGUACGAACGGCCAAUACUUGGUUGUCGAGAGCUCGUUUACAGAUCAGCUUCCAAACUAUUCCCAGGCUUAUGUAAAGAUCUAUCGGAUUGGCAAGAAGCAACACGUUUAAAAGCAGCCAGUUUAAUACCAAUAUUAAUAUUACAUCUGGAAGAAUCAGCCACUCAACACACUCAACAUCUUUUAACUGGUAUUGCAAACGGCUUAACUGAUGCACUUAGUCGAAUAUCACCUGUUGGAAAUAUGUCUUUAAUCAGUAUGAUGCCUUUUGUAUCGUUUCGGGGAAAAGCAUCGUAUUCACCAGAUAUAAUCUCUCCUAAUAAAUUGGAUAUAGUUGAUUUGGUCGUUACAUCUAACACCUCUCAGGUGUUUGGUUCAUCUGAAGCCAACGAAGCAACUAAAGUUGUAAAUCAAUUGUUUAUUGCUGCUCAGAUCUUGGGUUGCAUGAUCUCCACUAGCUUUUGGUGGCAUUUACUGGAACCAUGUCUUGCUCGUUGCACUGAAUCUACUGCACCAUCAUCAUUAGCUGGACAUUUACUCCUUUUAUCUGGUUUACUUCGUGGUAGUCCACUGAAUCAAUUGAUAAAAAUCAACGAAAUGAACGAGUUCAAACAUAAUUCAUCAUUGAAUAGCUGUUCUGUUCUGAUUGCUAAUUCUCCCGUCAAUAAUAAUAAUAAUAAUAAUAAUAAUAAUAAUAAUAAUAAUAAUGAUACUGGCCUUAGUAUUCAUGAUGAGGAAAGUAAUGGGCAUAACGAUUGCCAAAUUGAAAGUAAUUACGUCAAGGAAACUUACACACCAACUAAUUGUAGCCCAUUACAUAAGAUUAUUGCCUAUCUUUGUCAAAAUGAAUUGGUUUCUGCCAUGUCGCUUAGUUCUAAAGUAGGUCUAUUAGAAUGUGUCCAAGUGUGUAUUAAACAUAUAGAAGAAGCAGUUGCUUUAUUAAAACCGGAACCAAAACAUCAAUGGGAUACUUUACAGCUGAAUGAUGAUGGUCCUAAAAAUAUCAUUCAAGCUACUUAUGAUGCAGCGAAAUUAGUUGUUCAGGAUAGCCAGAUUCGUUCAUGGUUAUUUGAGAUAAUUCUUGGAUUGGGUGCAGUUUGGCCAGAAAAUGAUAUAAUAUCAUCAGAUUUCGGUCGUACAGUACUCAAUUCAUGUGAUAAACUUAUGCAAAAGUUGGCAGUUUGUCAUCGAGACUGUAUAAAAUUAUCCGAACAAUUCCAUCUCCCAAAUCAGGACUUAAAAGUAAAUUCAACACCGACUAGUGACAUGGAUCAGCUGUUUUACAGCUGUAUGCCUAAAUUAAUUGAUAGAUUAAAUGAAGAUUUAAAAAAAUCUAUUUCAUGGCAUCCACAUUCAUUUGGAUUAGCUAUACUUUCACGUUGUUUGCAAUUAGCUACUGGAUCAGCAUUAUUAUUUACAUUUAAUAGUCAACAUAAUAAUAGUCAAACUAAUAAAGAAUGUUUAACAGCUGUACUGGAUCUUUUAGAACGUGGUUGUCGACUAAAUUGUGCUCCUGGUAACUGUGGUGGUGGUGGUGUUGAUACUUGUAGUAGUCAUUUGGAUAAGUCACCCGGCGGUACGGAUCCACUAACAUUGGCCAGUGAAGCUGAACUUCGUCUACGUGGUUUAAUGUUACUUACAAAAUUAACAGACAAUAGUCAAAUUAGGAUAGUAUUAUCAUCACCAAAAUAUUUGAAUUAUUGUUUUUCUAAAUUGAUUUUACCUGUAUGUGUAUGGAGAGCUGGUCGUACAUCGGAAGCAAUGAGAAAGGCAGCUAUUACAAGUUUUCUAGCAUUAUUAGCCAGUGCUGUAUCAAUGCAUCAUUUUUCUGAACUUGUUUUGAAUUUACGAACUAACAGUGAAAUCAACAUAGAUAAUUGGCUUUUAACUAAUAACAUUGAAUCGAUGCAUGAGAUUAUGCAAGAGUUAUCAAGCAAAGAGGAAGUCAGUGAUAAUAUUGGCAAUAAGAAUGAUGAUGCUAAAAAUGAAAUACCAUCCAUUCCAAAAUAUAGUAAUCUGCCAAAUUUAUCUAGUUCUUUGUUAUCUUUGAUGUUGGCACGUUUAGGCUCAUUAUUAGAUGAUGAUUUGGAAGGGACUAGACGUUUAGCUUGUCUUUGUUUAACAAUAUUUUUUAAUGGUCUCCUUAUACCCUCACCAUCAUCAUCAUCAACGGCAAAGUUAUCUAAUGAUAAGCGAAAUGAUUGUGAAGAAAAUCGAUGUGUAGAUUUUCUCAAUUCCGUUACAUGGAUUCAACCUCUUACUAAUACCAAUACUAUUAGCGGUAGUAGUAGUAGUAGUAGUAGUAGUAGUAGUAGUAGUAGUAGUAGUAGUAGUAGCAUCUGUAAUCAUGAAUUACCUAAAGACAAUAAUUUACAAUUGCCCUAUUGUCCACUGGCCAAUUCAUUUGGUGAUCACGUCUAUCGUUUCUACGGUAAUUUUAUCAAACGUCUAAAUGAUUCGAAAGACCAGAUACGAUUACUUAUCUGUGAAACAAUCAAUGCAUGGAUUCGUUUACUUUUUCCAAUGUUAACAUCAUCAUCAUCAUCAUCAACAACAACCAAUAAAACAUCUCAUCAAUUAAAUCCACUCUAUACUGCUGUUAUAGAAGAUUUCUUAAAUAACCUCAUUAUUCAUUUAGAUGAUCCUAACCCACGAAUCCGUGCCAGUGUAUCACGUGUUAUCCUACGAAUUGAUCAAUUUGCUUCAAAUCUGGUGAUUAAAGUUUUAAACAAAGCCAAAUUAUGUCAUCGAUCAUCUCAAUUAUGUGAUAAACUAUUAGAAUUUUGUCAUUCACAUAACGAUUGA